CCUGCUGGACACCUCUCAGUGCCGCGGGCGGGUGUGGGCGGAGAGGCUGGAGCUGCCCAACAUAGAUCUUCAUCUUUGCCAACGUCGCAGCUCACAAGUUUUCCUCUGCCAGCCCUCCGUCCUUCUUUCUCUCUCUCUCUCUCGUCGUUCCUCCCCCUCUCUCGCCUCGGGAUACAGCGCUCCUUCCUUGGGCAACUGCUUGGAAAGCUACCGGCCCUCUCUCUCUCUCUACCCUCUCCUUUCCACCAACCCUUGAGAUGUGGCACGCCUGGCUGCUGCUGGUGGCCCUGUCCCUGGCACCUUCCUGGGCAGAGGAAGGCAUCGACAUCCCGGAGUAUGACGGGGUGGACCGGGUCAUCCACCUCACGCCCAAGAACUACAAGCCAGUGCUGAAGAAGUUUGACGUCCUGUGCCUGUACUACCACGAGCCCAUCGAAGAUGACAAGGUGUCCCAGAAGCAGUUCGAGUGGGAGGAGCUGACGCUGGAGCUUGCAGCACAGGUACUCGAGGAGGAGAAUAUCGGCUUCGGAUUGGUCGAUGCAGAGGAGGACGAAGCUGUCGCUAAGAAACUCGGUUUGACCGAGGAAGGCAGUAUCUACGUCUUUAAGGAGGACAAUGUCAUCGAGUACGAUGGAGAGAUGUCUGCUGACACCAUCGUGGAGUUCCUGUUAGAUCUUCUAGAAGACCCGGUGGAGAUGAUCGAUGACGAGGGUGAGGUUGAAGUCUUCGAGGAUAAUGAUGAUGAGUUCAAGCUGGUCGGUUACUUCAAGAACGAAGACUCGGAACACUUUAAAGCCUUUGAGGAAGCGGCUGAGGAGUUCCAGCCCUACAUCGCUUUCUACGCAACAUUUAACAAGCGAGUCGCAAAUGAUCUCGAUCUCAAAUUGAACCAAAUUGAUUUCUACGAGCCAUUUAUGGAUGAAUCUGACACAUUACCAGGAAAAACACAAACAGAGAAAGAAAUUGUAGAUUAUGUGAACAAACAUAAAAGAGCCACUCUCAGGAAGUUGAAGCCUGACAGCAUGUAUGAAACCUGGGAGGACGAUAUAAACGGGAUACACAUUGUGGUCUUUGCAGAGGAAGAUGAUGCAGAUGGCUACGAGUUCCUCGAGGUCGUGAAGGAGGUGGCUGAGGACAAUACCGACAACCCAGACCUGAGCAUCAUCUGGAUCGAUCCGGAGGACUUCCCACUGUUGAACCCUUACUGGGAGAAGACAUUUGAUAUCGAUCUCUCUGAGCCCCAGAUUGGGGUGGUCAAUGUCACAGAUGCAGACAGUGUCUGGCUCGACAUGGACGAAGAUGACUUGCCGAGUCCUGAUGAGUUGGAGGAUUGGAUUGAGGAUGUUCUUUCUGGUGAGGUAAACACCGAAGAUGAUGAUGAUGAUGAUGAUGACGAUGAUGACGACGAUGAUGACGAUGAUGACGACGAUGAUGACGAUGAUGACGACGACGACGAUGACGAUGAUGACGAUGAUGAUGAUGAUGAUGACGACGACGAGUAAUUUAACACCCACGUCACCAAUCCUCAACGCGAUGCCAACAAUCGUCAACCUAUUUAUUGCCAACAACAAAAACCUGGCUCCGAUCUAUAGUGUCUCCUUUUUUUUCUAUCUGUAAAUCUAUAUAACUUUAACAUUUUCUAUUGAAAAAAAAUCAAUAUACAAUCUUGCUGGAAUGGGGAAAAAAAAAUACAGAGAACAAAAGUGAACCAAA
Molecule: messenger RNA, 1713 nt
Organism: Hemiscyllium ocellatum (epaulette shark)
Lineage: Eukaryota; Metazoa; Chordata; Chondrichthyes; Orectolobiformes; Hemiscylliidae
Product: calsequestrin-1-like
Exons: 11
Coding region: 258-1502 (414 amino acids)
Biological process (GO): regulation of release of sequestered calcium ion into cytosol
Cellular component (GO): sarcoplasmic reticulum lumen
Molecular function (GO): calcium ion binding
Source: RefSeq, a predicted model, not a curated record